CCGCGUGGCCCGGAUCGGCCUGGGGGUGGUGCUGAACCUGGCCAAGGAGCGGGAGAGCCUCCCGCUGGCCCGCAGCACCUCGGGCAUCCUGGAGCACAUGUUCAAGCACUCGGAGGAGACCUGCUUCCAGCUGAUCGCCCACGGAGGCCUGGACGCCAUCCUCUUCUGGUGCCGCUGGAGCGACCCGCUGGUGCUUCGCCACUGCGCCGCCGCCUUGGCCAACUGCGCCAUGUACGGCGGGCAGGCCAACCAGCGGCGGAUGGUGGAGAAGAAGGCGGCCGAGUGGCUGUUCCCGCUGGCCUUCUCCAAGGAGGACGACCUGGUCCAGUUCCAGGCCUGCCUGGCCAUUGCUGUGCUGGCCACCAACAAGGAGAUCGAGAAGGAGGUGGAGAACUCGGGCACGCUGGCCCUGGUGGAGCCCUUCAUCGCCACCCUCGACCCGGGACGCUUCACCCACAGCUGGCUGGGCAGCAGCGACAACAGCCAGGGCCGGACGGCGGACGACCUGCAGUGCCUGGUGCCCCUGCUGGACAGCUCCCGCCUGGAGGCCCAGUGCAUCGCUGCCUUCUACCUCUGCGUGGAGGCCGCCAUUAAAGCCCGGCAGAAGAAGACCGAGAUCUUUGCGGAGAUCGGGGCCAUCCAGAGCCUGAAGAGGAUCGUCUGCUACUCGGCCAACGGGACCACCUCCAUGCUGGCCAAGCGGGCACUGUGCACCAUGGGAGAGGAAGUGCCCCGGAGGCUCCUGCCCACGGUGCCCAACUGGAAGACCCCCGAGGUGCAGAAGUGGCUGCAGCAGAUCGGCUUCGUCAAGUACUGUGCCCGCUUCCUGGAGCGCCAGGUGGACGGGGACCUGCUCCUGAGGCUCUCGGAGGAAGACCUGCUGUCCGACCUGUCCAUGAGCUCCAGCAUCACCCGGAAGCGGUUCUUUCGGGAGCUGACGGAGCUGAAGACCUACGCCAACUACUCCACCUGCGACCGCAGCAACCUGGCCGACUGGCUGGCCAGCGUCGACCCCAAAUUCCGCCAGUACACCUACAACCUGGUCACCUGCGGCAUUGACCGGAACUUCCUCCAUCGCGUCACGGAGCAGCAGCUGCAGGACGACUGCCGCAUCAGCCUGGGUUUCCACCGCGUCCGAAUCCUCUCCGCUGCCCGGGAGAUGCUCCACUCGCCUCUGCCCUGCAUCAGCCGGAAGUCUGCCUUGGAGGGCACGGACGUCUUCAUCAGCUACCGGCGGCGUACGGGGUCUCAGCUGGCCAGCCUCCUGAAGGUCCACCUGCAGCUGCACGGAUUCAGCGUCUUCCUGGACGUGGAGAAGUUGGAGGCCGGGAAGUUUGAGGACAAGCUGACCCAGAGCGUGAUGGGCGCCCGGAAUUUCGUGCUGGUCCUCUCUGUCCAGGCCCUGGACCGCUGCAAGGGGGACGAGGCCUGCAAAGACUGGGUGCACAAGGAAAUAGCCACUGCCCUGAGCGGCCAGAAAAACAUCAUCCCGGUGACCGACCACUUUGACUGGCCAGACCCGGAGGAGCUUCCGGAGGACAUGAGGGCCAUCCUAAAAUUCAACGGGAUCAAGUGGUCCCACGAGUACCAGGAAGCCACCAUCGAGAAGCUGAUCCGGUUCCUGCAGGGCCGCUCCUCCCAGGACUCCUCCUCGGCCGGGUCGGACAACAGCCUGGAGUGCGGGACCCCCCUGGAGCAGAGCUAGGACAGACGGACAGACGGGGGGGGGGGGCUGCUGUCUGGCCUGCCUUACCUGCCCCCUCCCAGCUCUUGCAUCGCUACCUCUCCCUCCCGGGCCCUUCGGAGCAGCGGCUGAAGCGAGCAAAGGGCCCCCGAAUCCAGCCCAGCCCCUCCCCCACCCCCCACAUUGGGCUUCCAAGCGAUCCUUGGGGGGCCAGAAGGGAAUUCUGCUCCCUCAGGCCCCUCAGUCGGACCUCCCCAGGGGGCUCUGGGGAAGGGGUGGGGGGUCUGGGCCACUCCCCCCUCCGGGGGGAAAUCGUGCAGGCAUUGGCUGCCAUGAAUGGGGGCCCCUCCCUCUGUGGGGAUCCUCCGUCUUCCAGGCCACGCAGGUCCCAAAGGUGGUUUUUUUUCCUCAAAGGCAACUGGAUUUUCUUGGCUUUUUCCUUGAAAACA
This is a messenger RNA of Notechis scutatus (mainland tiger snake), 2133 nucleotides long. The record is from RefSeq and is a predicted model, not a curated record. NCBI's taxonomy places the organism in Eukaryota, Metazoa, Chordata, Lepidosauria, Squamata, Elapidae.